Trichosurus vulpecula (common brushtail) is the source of this 5727-nucleotide messenger RNA. RefSeq names its product sterol regulatory element binding transcription factor 2 (gene SREBF2). The transcript has 19 exons. NCBI's taxonomy places the organism in Eukaryota, Metazoa, Chordata, Mammalia, Diprotodontia, Phalangeridae. The record is from RefSeq and is a predicted model, not a curated record. Gene Ontology annotation, molecular function: DNA-binding transcription factor activity, RNA polymerase II-specific; protein dimerization activity; RNA polymerase II cis-regulatory region sequence-specific DNA binding. Gene Ontology annotation, cellular component: nucleus. Gene Ontology annotation, biological process: positive regulation of cholesterol storage; positive regulation of transcription by RNA polymerase II. The coding region runs from base 166 to 3585 and encodes 1139 amino acids.
GACAUCCCGGGGCCGCGCGAACAUGGCGGCGGCUGGCGCUGAGCGGUGAGGUGGUGUCCGACCGAGACCGAGCUCGGGGCCAUGGGCGGCGGCCGCAGCGGCGCCGCCUCCGCGUCUCGCUGAGGGCCGGGCGGGAGUCGAGGGCCCGGCGCGCAGAGCCGGGCGAUGGAGGCGAGCGGCGGCGAGCUGGGCGCUCUGGAGACCAUGGACACCCUCACGGAGCUGGGGGACGAGCUCACCCUGGGGGACAUCGACGAGAUGCUCCAGUUUGUCAGCGGCCAGGUGGGAGAGUUCCCAGACCUCUUCUCUGAUCAGCUUUGUAGCGGAGCUUUCCCAGGAGGCAGCGGGAGCAGUCCUGGCACCAGUGCCAAUGCCAGCACCAACGCUGGUGCCAAUGCCAGUGCCACCUUGGAGAGCCCCUCGUCACGGCCCUACAACCAGGCACCGAUGGUGGCGACAUCGACAGCAGGGGCAGCAGCAGCAUCAGCGUCCUUCCCUCAGACUCCGCCUGUGCAGAUCAAAGCCCCCGCUGCCCCAGUGUCUACCCCUCCUCGGGCCGCGCCCCUGCUCCAGCCCCGCCUACAGCCCCAGCCCCAGCCCCAGCUGCAACAGCAGACUGUGAUGAUCACCCCAACCUUCAGCACGGCCCCACAGACUAGGAUCAUCCAGCAGCCCCUCCUGUACCAGAACUCGGCCACCAGCUUCCAAGUCCUACAGCCUCAAGUGCCGAGCCUGGUGACAUCCUCUCAGGUGCAGCCGGUCACCAUCCAGCAGCAGGUGCAGACAGUGCAGGCCCAGAGGGUGCUGACCCAGGCCGCCAAUGGCACCAUUCAGACCCUGGCACCAGCGACCGUGCAGACAGUCGCCACUCCUCAGGUUCAGCAGGUUCCGGUCCUGGUGCAGCCUCAGAUCAUUAAGACGGACUCACUCGUCUUGACCACGCUGAAAACCGAUGGCAGCCCGGUCAUGGCGGCGGUACAGAACCCGGCCCUCACGGCUCUCACCACGCCCAUUCAGACCACGGCCCUCCAGGUCCCUACACUGGUCAGUGGUGGCAGCGGGACCAUCCUCACCACCAUGCCUGUGAUGGUGGGGCAGGAGAAGAUGCCCAUCAAACAGGUGCCUGGGGGUGUCAAGCAGCCAGAGCCCCCCAAGGAAGGGGAGAGAAGGACCACCCACAACAUCAUCGAGAAGCGCUACCGAUCAUCCAUUAAUGACAAGAUCAUCGAGCUCAAGGACCUGGUCAUGGGGACAGAUGCCAAGAUGCACAAGUCUGGGGUGCUGAGGAAGGCCAUCGAUUACAUUAAGUACCUGCAGCAGGCUAAUCACAAGCUACGGCAGGAGAACAUGGUAUUGAAGCUGGCCAAUCAGAAAACCAAACUCCUGAAGGGCAUUGACCUGGGCAGCCUGGUGGACACUGAUGUUGACAUGAAGCUGGAUGACUUCAACCAGAAUGUCCUGUUGAUGUCUCCCCCCGCCUCCGAUUCAGGGUCCCAAGCAGGCUUCUCCCCUUACUCUAUCGAUUCAGAGCCAGGGAGUCCUUUGCUAGAUGAUGCUAAGGUGAAAGAUGAGCCCGACUCUCCGCCAGUGGCGCUGGGCAUGGUGGACCGCUCUCGGAUCCUGCUCUGCAUGCUCACCUGUCUGUGUCUCUCCUUCAACCCUCUGACAUCGCUGCUGGAAUGGGGAGGGGCCCACAGUUCUGGCCAGCCGGCGCCUGGGGGCUCGAGCCGAAGCAUCCUUUCCUUUGAUUCAGGUGCUGGUGGCUGGUUUGACUGGAUGUUCCCCACCCUUCUCCUGUGGUUCUUAAAUGGCACAAUUGUCCUGAGCGUCUUCAUCAAGCUGCUGGUGCACGGGGAGCCUGUCAUCCGGAUGCACUCACAAACCUCGGUCACGUUCUGGCGCCAUCGCAAGCAGGCUGACCUGGACCUGGCCAGGGGGGAUUUUGCUGCAGCAGCCUCUAACCUGCAGACAUGCCUGUCUGUCCUGGGCCGCACACUGCCCACCUCCCACCUGGACCUGGCCUGCAGCCUCUCCUGGAACGUGAUCCGAUACAGCCUGCAGAAGCUGAGGCUGGUGCGCUGGCUGCUGAAGAAGGUCUCGCAGAGGCGCCGCCGGGCAGCCGUGGCCGCUGGCGGCUUUGAAGACGAGGCAAAGACCAGUGCUCGGGACGCCGCCUUGGCCUACCACAAGCUCCAUCAGCUGCGCAUCACAGGGAAGCUCCCGGCUGGCUCCGCCUGCUCCGAUCUGCACAUGGCCCUGUGUGCCGUGAAUCUGGCCGAGUGUGCUGAGGAGAAGAUCCCCCCGAGCACCCAGGCUGAAAUCCACCUCACGGCAGCCGUGGGACUCAAGACCCGCUGCGGGGGCAAACUGGGCUUCCUGGCUAGCUGCUUCCUGAGCCGAGCCCAAAGCUUGUGUGGCCCUGAGCGGAAUGCCGUCCCCGACUCUCUCCGUUGGCUCUGUCACCCCCUGGGCCAGAAGUUCUUUGUGGAACGGAGCUGGUCGGUGAAGUCAGCCACCAAGGAGAGCCUGUACUGUGCCCCAAGAAACCCAGCGGACCCCAUCGCACAGGUGCACCAGGCCUUCUGUAAGCAUCUGCUCACACGAGCCGUGGAUGCCCUGGUGAAGCCCCAAGCCGAGCAGGACGAGGAGACCUGCGAGCUGUCCAGUGCGCUGGAGUACUUGAAGUUACUCAAUUCCUUUGUGGAUUCUGUGGGGGUCAUGGCCCCACCCUUCACAAACAGCUCGGUGCUGAAGUCAGCACUCGGCCCGGACAUCAUCUGCAGGUGGUGGACAUCCGCGGUCUGGAUGGCCAUUGGCUGGCUCCAGGGGGACGAUGCAGCUGUGCGCUCGAGGUUCACUGAAGUGGAGCGAAUCCCCAAGUCCCUAGAAAUGGCUGAGAGCCCCCUCGUGAAGGCUGUUUUCCACGUCUGCCGGGCCAUGCAUGCCUCGCUCUCAGGGAAGGCCGAAGCACAACAGAAUUCCUUUGGUCACUGUGAGAGAGCCAGCGGCCACCUAUGGGGCAGCCUCAAUGUCAGCAGCUCAGCCUCUGAUGCGGGGCUCACCCAUGUGAUCCAGCUGCUCACCUGUGACCUGCUGCUGUCCCUCCGGACUGCCUUGUGGCAGAAGCAGGCAGGCUCCAGCCCUGCCCUGGGAGAGACCUUCCAUGCCUCGGCUCCUGAGCUUGCGGGCUUCCAGAGGGAUCUUGGCAGCCUGCGCAGGCUGGCACACAGCUUCCGGCCAGCCUAUCGAAAAGUGUUCCUGCAUGAGGCCACGGUGCGCCUCAUGGCCGGCGCCAGCCCCACCCGCACCCACCAGCUGUUGGAGCACAGCCUGAGGCGCCGGAUGGCCCAGACGACCAAGCAUGGAGAGGCCGAUGCUCUCCCUGGGCAGCGAGAACGGGCCACCGCCAUCCUGCUGGCCUGCCGCCACCUGCCCUUGUCCUUCCUCUCAUCCCCGGGCCAGCGGGCGGUGCUGUUGGCAGAAGCUGCCCGGACCCUCGAGAAAGUUGGGGACAGACGUUCCUGCAGCGACUGCCAACAUAUGAUUGUCAAGCUGAGCGGGGGCACUGCCAUCGCAGCCUCCUAACCCGAGCCCUGCCCCACCCCCCUGUUCAGACCCUUUCUCGUUUCUGUCUCAGCCUAUGUCACCUGAACCCCUUGCUUGUACCAUCUGAACUGGGGGCUUGGGGCACUCAGGCUGCUGGUCAUUGCCCCCUCCACUGCCAGGCUCUGCCCAGCUGUCCUUCCCUUGGGCUUCCCCAGGAAACUUGGAAAGUUUCAUCUUUUAUUGAGGAAGGAGAUUCUAGUGGUCUGGUGCCUGGAUGGGGCCCAGGAGGAGAGACUGGGGGGCAGCAGGCAAGCCCCAGGGGCAGGGGUCCCAGGCAGGGGCCCUCCCUGCAGCCCUCUGGCCAUCAGCUGGGCCAGGGCCGCUUCAGGCUCCUGUCAAAAUACGUGUUUGGAAACAGGACGGUUUUUACUCUGGCUUUGUGUGUUUGGUUUGCUGAGCCAUUAGGGUGUGGUAGCCCCCUCUCUUCUGCUGUCUCCUCUCCUGUCUCUGAUGUAGACGUUAGUUAUUUUCCCGUAUUAGAAGCGAUAGCUGUGGGGUGAGUGUGGUAGUCCAGAGCCCAGCUCCGAGGGAGUCACAGAAAUGGGGGAGGGGAAGGGGGGGCAGUCCUCAGGGCAAACAUGAAAUAAAAUCAUCUUUUUUUAAUUUUCUAAAAAACAAAAAAUGGUAUCCUCCUUCAUUGUCUUCCUCCUUCCCUCUGUCUCUUUCUCUUGGGCUCCAGCUGGGCCAGGACACUUACUGGGGCAAUCGGUCUGAGUGGAUGCCAAGUGGGGAGGGCACCUUGGAGCAUAGUGGGAUGGCCCAGUGACAACAUCAGUGGAACCAUCUGGAUGGUGGGGGAGGGGGGGCUUGUUUGCAUUUCUUGGGCACCCUGGUCCUUGUUCUGUUUUUAUCCCAAAUUCUUCAGCUGAAGUGGCCGUGACUGGGCCUUGGUCUGCCCAGCUUCUUCCCUGGAACUGUGCCUCCCACCCAGGCCUCUUAGUUCGAGAAUGGGCAGGGCCUCUCAAAGCCCCUCCAUUUGCCUCCCCACACCCAGGAGAGGUAUGCCCAGCAGGGCCCUCCUCCUCUUGGGACAAAGAUGCUAUUUUCUUCCCUUCUUAGGCUAGGGCAGAGGCCCAGGGCUGGCUUUACCCUUGUGGGCAGAUGCCUCGCUCCUGCCCCUCUUGCAGCUCCAGGGGAGUGUUGGGGGAGGCCCUCAUCAUUGCUGGCCAGGGGAUCCCUCAGAUGGAGCAUCACAGACAUGUCCAAAGGCCAUCUUCUCCCUCAAUCAGAGGGGUUACUGUAUCACCAGGAACUGUUGGGUAGAAGGCCCUUCUGGGGUAGAUUUCUCCCUACCACCCUGGAAGGCCUAGCAAUUCUGAGGCUUGGCAGACCUUGUCUUCUUGCUGGAAGUGCCCAGAUGCCCCUGAGAACCAGAGACCAGUAGCUUUGCUUUCACCAUGGGCCAAAUAUCUUCCCUGGAGCCUUGGUCACCGUUGGAGUCAGCUAGUCGGGGCCACUUCCUAGAGGCGAUUUGGUUUCCAGCAGCCUCAGGCUUAAGAGAGGAAAGAAGGUCUGGGAAGUAGUACCCAACCUCACCACCUGACACAGAAAAAGAGCUGUGGGAGUGCCUGGAGGCAGGAUUGGGACAGGGGAAGACUGGAUUGGGCCAGCCUCUCAAAUCAAGGCAGGGGACCUAGCCCUCAGCAUGGAGGGAGCAGUUCCCUGUGGGACCCUCGGCCUUCCUGGCCUUAGGCACUUCGGUGGAAGGUCUAGGCAGAGCUUGCUGGCUACUGGGCAGGGAACACAGUAGAGGAAGUGAAACCAUGUAGUAGCCAAGGGCCCACCCCAGGCCACCUGCUGUUCUUGCUGAUUUCUCCCAUCGCAGGCUUCUCCCAGCCUGUUGACCGCGGGAGGGGUCUGUGGACCAGUUUUGUAUUCUUUGUUAUUUAUGGGUUCAGCGCCAGUCCCAACCGUUGUUUAUUUUAUCUGUGUACGUAUGUGCCUUGUUGUUAGGGGUGGGGGUGGGGGACAGGUUUGGGUGUUGGAACUGGGGGGCUAUUUAGCCCCCCAAGGAAGGCUGAGGCUCAGUUCCCCAGAGGGAUCUUUUUAUGUUCAAUCAUGCACCUUGUCUGGGAUAGUCAAUAAACACAGCUUGGUCUCCUGGCCCACUCCAUGUCCGGG